Pygoscelis adeliae (Adelie penguin) is the source of this 2103-nucleotide messenger RNA. It is a transcript of the gene KCNA2, whose product is annotated as potassium voltage-gated channel, shaker-related subfamily, member 2. Gene Ontology annotation, cellular component: membrane; dendrite; voltage-gated potassium channel complex. Gene Ontology annotation, biological process: potassium ion transmembrane transport; protein homooligomerization. The record is from RefSeq and is a predicted model, not a curated record. Bases 47 to 1546 code for a protein of 499 amino acids. Gene Ontology annotation, molecular function: delayed rectifier potassium channel activity; protein binding. The transcript has a single exon. Lineage: Eukaryota; Metazoa; Chordata; Aves; Sphenisciformes; Spheniscidae.
GGGCACUGGGAAGAGUUUAGCAUAAGGAUUUCUUUUAAACCCCAAUAUGACAGUUGCUACUGGAGAUCCUGCAGACGAAGCUGCAGCUCUUCCCGGUCACCCGCAGGACACGUAUAACCCCGAGACCGACCAUGAAUGCUGCGAGAGGGUGGUCAUUAAUAUUUCGGGUCUGCGCUUUGAGACGCAGCUCAAGACACUAGCCCAGUUUCCAGAGACCUUACUAGGGGAUCCUAAAAAGAGAAUGAGGUAUUUCGACCCACUCCGGAACGAGUAUUUCUUUGACCGGAACAGACCCAGCUUCGAUGCAAUUUUGUACUAUUACCAGUCUGGCGGGAGGUUGCGGAGGCCGGUUAACGUGCCCUUAGAUAUCUUCUCGGAAGAGAUUCGCUUCUAUGAACUGGGGGAAGAAGCAAUGGAGAUGUUUCGGGAGGAUGAAGGCUACAUCAAAGAAGAGGAAAGACCGUUGCCUGAGAACGAGUUUCAGAGACAAGUGUGGUUGCUCUUUGAGUACCCUGAGAGCUCAGGCCCUGCCAGGAUUAUAGCUAUUGUCUCCGUCAUGGUGAUUUUAAUCUCCAUCGUCAGCUUUUGCCUGGAAACGCUGCCCAUUUUUCGGGAUGAGAAUGAAGACAUGCACGGCAGCGGGCUGAGCCAUCCCCCCUACUCCAACAGCAGCAUGGGGUACCAGCAGUCCACCUCUUUCACAGACCCCUUCUUCAUUGUGGAGACACUUUGCAUCAUCUGGUUCUCCUUCGAGUUCUUGGUGAGGUUUUUCGCCUGCCCCAGCAAGGCUGGGUUUUUUACCAACAUCAUGAACAUUAUAGACAUUGUAGCCAUCAUCCCCUAUUUCAUCACCUUAGGGACGGAGCUGGCCGAGAAGCCGGAGGAUGGUCAGCAAGGCCAGCAAGCCAUGUCCCUGGCCAUCCUUCGAGUCAUCCGCUUGGUGCGGGUCUUCAGGAUCUUCAAGCUCUCCCGACACUCCAAGGGGCUGCAGAUCCUGGGGCAGACUCUUAAGGCCAGCAUGCGGGAGCUGGGCCUCUUGAUAUUUUUCCUCUUCAUCGGCGUCAUCCUCUUCUCCAGCGCCGUCUACUUUGCCGAGGCCGACGAGAGCGAGUCCCAGUUCCCGAGCAUCCCCGAUGCCUUCUGGUGGGCCGUGGUUUCCAUGACGACUGUUGGCUACGGAGACAUGGUCCCCACGACCAUUGGGGGGAAAAUAGUGGGUUCCUUGUGUGCCAUCGCUGGCGUAUUAACGAUUGCCUUACCAGUGCCCGUCAUAGUGUCUAACUUCAAUUACUUCUACCACCGGGAGACGGAGGGAGAGGAGCAGGCUCAAUAUUUGCAAGUAACCAGCUGCCCAAAGAUCCCCUCUUCCCCUGACCUAAAGAAAAGCAGAAGUGCCUCUACUAUUAGUAAGUCUGAUUAUAUGGAGAUUCAGGAAGGCGUAAACAAUAGCAAUGAGGAUUUUAGGGAGGAGAACUUGAAGACAGCCAAUUGCACCCUAGCUAACACAAACUAUGUGAAUAUCACCAAAAUGCUAACCGAUGUCUAGUCGCUAAAAUCUAGUAACGUAUUUAAAGCUGAAGUGGAACAAUUGCAGAUAUUGAGUGCUGCUCUGCAUUGUAGUUAAUACAGUAUUUUCUACGGUGUAUAUUUGGUUCUGCAUGGGAAGCAAUAGCUGUGUAAGUGACUUUUAACCUUUGAUUUCCACACCGAAUAAGCGUUCGUGCAAAAAAAAAACAAAAACAAAACCCGAACCAUUUUGUUUCCCUUCUCCCAUCCCAGGCUUGUGGCUUUCCCAAGAUACGGAGCUGUUGGGCAUUUCGAGCCACGGGAUGGGGACGCGAGGGGCAGCUCCGGGCCAUCCCGGGGUACCACAAACGCCGGUCCCUGUCCUGCAGAGCUGGGUGACAGCCAGCUUCCAGGCGUGGGGAACGGCUGGGAAAGGUCAGGCAGAGCUUAAUGAAGGGAAGAUGCAGCCGUGUGUCCGAAUUGCUUGAAGGCUCGGGCUUCCGCCCUGGGAGUGCCAAGUGCGAACGCAUCGCCCAGGCUCAUGUUUCAUAACUGAAAAUGCUGCAUGCUGCAAUAGUUUCAGCCACUGCAGUAUGC